Molecule: messenger RNA, 3572 nt
Organism: Thunnus maccoyii (southern bluefin tuna)
Lineage: Eukaryota; Metazoa; Chordata; Actinopteri; Scombriformes; Scombridae
Gene: ppm1la
Product: protein phosphatase, Mg2+/Mn2+ dependent, 1La
Exons: 4
Coding region: 529-1620 (363 amino acids)
Biological process (GO): protein dephosphorylation
Molecular function (GO): protein serine/threonine phosphatase activity; cation binding
Source: RefSeq, a predicted model, not a curated record
UUGACACAGCUCAAGUAUCGGAGGUGUGUGUAUGUGAAAAAUGCAAUGUUGAUGCAGAGAUUGAACAGACACACACCCGAGACAAGAAACGGGGUCAACGGCGGAAAAGGAGGACACCUCCAAGUCGACAAUCGCCCCCCGGUGACUCAUGAUUCUCUCCGGGGUGGGUCUAACCCCAAAAAUCCGUCAUCCUACAAUGGACUGCGAGAGAUCGGCUCAGGUCCAGAGUCCUCUUGCAGCUGCUUAGGGGAGCGCGGAUAGGACCAAGACAUCGGACUGAGUCAAAUGAGGGUGGCCUGUCCGCUUUUGUCCUGCGCCUCUCGGCCCGGUGUCUGACAGCCAGCCGUGCACAGUGCGUAAAUGCGCUCAGAGUAGAGAAGACAGGCCUCCGAGGAACACUUUAAAUGUUGAUAUUCAGUCUUUGUCAGACAUCGUGGUAGCGCAUCCCGUUUUUUCAUAGCUCCGCUGAGCGGAUGGAGUGAAUUGUGCAAAAGGGGACUGAGACAGACCGCAGUUUGGUUGCGUGUGAUGAUAGGAGACACAAUGACGCUCUUGUCUCUUCUGGGUCGGAUCAUGCGUUAUUUUCUCCUCAGGCCGGAGACAUUGUUUCUGUUGUGCAUAAGCCUGGCGCUGUGGAGUUAUUUCUUCCAUACGGACGAGGUGAAAACCAUCGUCAAGUCCAGCCGGGAUGCCGUGAAGAUGGUGAAGGGGAAAGUGGCGGAGAUGAUGCAGAAUGACCGACUGGGAGGCCUCAGUGUUCUGGAUGCAGAGUUUUCCAAGACCUGGGAGUUCAAGAAUAACAACGUAGCCGUGUACUCCAUACAGGGGAGGCGAGAUCACAUGGAGGACCGCUUCGAGGUGCUCACCGACAUCACCAACAAGACCCACCCGUCCAUAUUCGGGAUAUUUGACGGUCACGGUGGAGAGGCUGCAGCUGACUAUGUGAAGGUCCACCUGCCGGAGUCCCUGAAGCAGCAGCUGCAGGCCUUUGAGAGAGAGAAGAGAGAGAGCUCUCUCUCUUAUGCCAGCAUCCUAGAGCAGCGCAUCCUAACUGUGGAUCGCGAGAUGUUGGACAAGCUCUCUGCCAACCACGAUGAAGCAGGAACAACCUGUCUUGUAGCCCUGCUGUCAGACAGAGAGCUCACAGUGGCCAACGUCGGAGACUCGCGUGGUGUGUUGUGUGACAAAGAUGGGAACGCUGUUGCACUGUCACAUGAUCACAAACCAUAUCAGCUCAAAGAGCGCAAGAGGAUCAAGAGGGCAGGAGGCUUCAUCAGUUUUAAUGGAUCCUGGAGAGUCCAGGGGAUUCUGGCGAUGUCCCGAUCUCUCGGGGACUACCCGCUAAAGAACCUCAAUGUAGUCAUCCCUGAUCCUGAUAUCAUGACCUUUGACCUGGAUAAACUGCAGCCAGAAUUCAUGAUCCUGGCAUCCGAUGGCCUGUGGGACGCCUUCAGUAACGAGGAGGCCGUUCGGUUCGUCCGCGAGCGUCUGGAUGAGCCUCACUUCGGUGCCAAGAGCAUUGUCCUCCAGUCUUUCUACCGUGGUUGCCCUGACAACAUCACCGUCAUGGUGGUGAAGUUCAAAAGCGGGGCCGGGGGGAGUAGCAAAGCUGGGGAGUAGGUCAAGUUUAGAGGACACAUUGCCAUCAGUUUUCUUCUGUGAUUUUCCCUGUCUUCUGGAUGGAGCAGUAAGCAUGAUAUCACAGGAGGGCUGGGACAAGAUGAAGGUUGGACACUGAGAACUUUAUUUUGGACAAGUGCACACACACAAACUUACACACAGAGAAACAUACGCAAAUUUUGUAUGCAAACAUACAAAAUGAGGUUUUAGUUUGUAGAUUUUUGAUUGCGACAAGGGCAUUUAAACACAACACAGAUCUCAUAACCAUCUGCUAACAGAACGAGGAAUACAUUAAAAUACAGAAGUACACAGGCACUAAACAAACACCAAACAGGAUCUCUCUUAACCAGCACACAUUAGACUGUGAUUGAUUUACUACUGUUUACUGUACAUGCACACGAAUGGUACAGCUCCACUGGAGGCUUCUUCAGAGGAAGCUACAACUAGUGCCUAAUCUAAAUUACUGUGCAACUACAGGAAGCUCAUGAAAAUGUAUUUGUGAAAAUCACCACCCUGCUUGCUGCAUUUUGAUGAUGCUCUCAAAUAUUGUGUCUGUUACAUUGUUGAUCAGGAUAAAAUAGUCAAACUUAGAAAAUGCCAGUGGAUCCGUACCUUUAUUUUACUUAAAUGCUAUACCAAAAAUCUAACUUUUGUGUAUCAAACACUCACCCCCUGGAGACUUAAAGGUCACAAUGGAUUCUAAAAGUGAACUAUUUCAGUAGGGAAAAAAGUGUACCAUACAUAUUUUACUUCUCUACUGUUUAUUUGUAUGCUCAGUAUAUUCUUAACACAUUUUUGCCAAAAUAUGACUGAAUGCAAAACUUCUGCAACCUGUUAAAUGUACAACUUCCAUUGGUUUGUGCACAUUUGGUUGAGAGGAUAACAGUCUUUCUUAAGCAUGACUUACCGCAGCCAAUCAGUUAGGUAUUCAAAACAAUGAAUGACUAGUAGGUGGGUUCCUCAGGCCCAGGUUUGAGAUAUUUCUAUAGAUAAAUAGUCCCUGUUAUGAAUCCAAGCUGACCACAGCCACUGUUCUCUGUGAAGGAUGAAACAGAAAACCACCUUUCAAGUCUGCAGGAGGUGAGUGAUUCUCAAAAGAUAGAUUUUGGGUGGAGUAUUACUUAAACAUACCACACAGACACAUACACAGUUCUGAAAUAAAUGCACUUUUCAGAUAUUUAUUUUUUUGGGGGAGGAUGGUAAAUUCUUACAUAUCAGCCAAUGUAAACACUGUAUAUCCUCAAUAAUGCAAAUUGGUUUUAAUGUAUGUAGAACCUGAUUUAGUUCAAGGCCUUCACCUCUUGGUAAUGCAAUUUUAUGGAGCUAAUGCGAGGUGUUCCUUUGAAGUGGUUUUACACCAUCUGUAUCAAGGCAUGUGCUUUGGCUUAUCCAAGUUCAUGAACAAAGUGCAUACAGACACUAGUGGCUGCCUUUGACCUGGGAAGCACACGAAACAGGACUCCUCCGCUGCCAUGAGAAACUGACUGAGAUGACACAUCAUGUACUGUACAGCUGCAGCCGUAAUGCUAGUAAUAUGAUAUGCUCCUGAAGCAAUACAAAUGGUGUCAUUGUCCGCAACAAGGAAAAUUACAGUAAACCAUACUUGAUUUACUACUGUUUUAAGUUCAACUACUUUUUACCACUGUGUUUCAUGACCUUUGCAUCAAAUGAGAGAAUUGACAAGCCUUUUUUUUUAAUUUAACAGUUUACCUAAUGCCUUAUUUAUUAAGUUUUGGGAUGUGUCUGGCAGAUUGUCAGAUCUGUAUACUGUAUAUUCAUUUUUUUUUGUCCUUCUGUAAAUGAGCAGAAGUUUACAAUAAAAUAGAUAUCCAUUGCUUUAAUUUGAGAGGCAGUCCAUGAUUCACACAUGUCGAGCUGAUGCUCAGUGUAUAAAAAAAACUGUAAAAACCUCCUGUAUGUAAACUAUCAGUAUUAAACUAUUUCAUCUGAAA